UCGUUGUUCUGAGCCCCCUCCCCGGCAGAAGGGGCGCGGUGCCGAGGCCCGCGGUAGCGCCCUCCGCCUCCUCGCGUGGCUUCACGCCCGAGCCCCCCUCCCCUCAGGGCCGCUCCUCGGGCGGCGCCAAGGAGUGCGGUGCUGCUGCCGGAGCUCCGCCUGUUUCAGCCAUGUCUGACAAAAGUGAACUGAAGGCGGAGUUGGAGCGCAAGAAGCAACGAUUAGCUCAGAUCAGAGAGGAAAAGAAAAGAAAGGAGGAAGAAAGAAAGAAGAAAGAAACUGAUCAGAAGAAGGAUGUUCUUCCUGUACAAGAAGAAUCUGAUCUUGAAAAGAAGAGAAGAGAAGCUGAAGCAUUACUUCAGAGCAUGGGGCUGACACCGGAAUCUCCUGUUGUCCCUCCUCCUACCUCUCCGUCUUCCAAAUCUGUGAGUACGCCAAGUGAGGCUGGAAGCCAGGACUCGGGUGAUGGCGCUGUUGGAUCUAGGACGCUGCAUUGGGAUACUGAUCCAUCAGUUCUUCAGCUCCACUCUGAUUCCGAUCUGGGACGUGGACCUGUUAAACUUGGAAUGGCCAAAAUUACACAAGUUGACUUUCCUCCUCGAGAAAUUGUUACAUAUACAAAGGAGACACAAACACCGGUUAUGACUCAGCCAAAGGAAGAUGAGGAAGAUGAAGAUGAUGUGGUUGCACCAAAGCCAUUAGUUGAACCUGAGGAAGAAAAAACAUUUAAAAAGGAGGAGGAGGAGGAAGCUGCCCCUCAUGAACUUACAGAGGAAGAAAAACAACAAAUUUUGCAUUCUGAAGAAUUUUUAAGUUUCUUUGACCACUCUACAAGGAUUGUUGAAAGAGCCCUUUCCGAGCAAAUCAAUAUUUUCUUUGACUACAGUGGAAGAGACUUAGAAGACAAAGAAGGAGAGAUUCAAGCAGGAGCAAAGCUAUCCUUAAACAGGCAGUUUUUUGAUGAACGUUGGUCAAAGCAUCGUGUUGUCAGUUGUUUGGACUGGUCAUCUCAGUACCCAGAAUUACUUGUAGCCUCUUACAACAACAAUGAGGAUGCACCUCAUGAGCCUGAUGGAGUGGCCCUUGUGUGGAAUAUGAAGUACAAGAAAACUACCCCAGAGUAUGUCUUUCACUGCCAGUCAGCAGUGAUGUCAGCUACAUUUGCAAAAUUUCAUCCCAAUUUGGUGGUUGGUGGCACAUACUCAGGCCAAAUAGUGCUAUGGGAUAAUCGCAGCAAUAAGAGAACCCCAGUGCAGAGAACUCCGCUUUCAGCUGCUGCUCACACGCACCCAGUGUACUGUGUAAAUGUUGUUGGGACCCAGAAUGCUCAUAACUUGAUCAGUAUCUCAACCGAUGGGAAGAUAUGCUCUUGGAGUUUAGACAUGCUUUCCCAGCCACAGGAUAGCAUGGAGCUGGUUCACAAACAGUCCAAGGCUGUGGCUGUUACUUGCAUGUCCUUCCCCAUUGGAGAUGUCAACAACUUCGUUGUUGGAAGUGAAGAAGGCUCAGUCUACACUGCAUGCCGCCAUGGCAGCAAAGCUGGAAUCAGUGAGAUGUUUGAAGGACACCAGGGACCAAUCACAGGUAUUCACUGCCAUGCAGCAGUUGGACCUGUAGACUUCUCACAUCUCUUUGUCACUUCUUCUUUUGACUGGACGGUAAAGCUUUGGACAACUAAGAAUAACAAACCUCUCUACUCAUUUGAAGACAAUUCAGACUAUGUUUAUGAUGUUAUGUGGUCUCCAACUCACCCUGCCUUGUUUGCUUGUGUGGAUGGGAUGGGCAGACUUGACCUGUGGAAUCUCAACAAUGACACUGAGGUGCCAACUGCGAGCAUUACUGUGGAGGGCAAUCCUGCUCUGAACCGUGUGAGAUGGACGCACUCUGGGAGAGAGAUUGCUGUAGGUGAUUCAGAGGGACAAAUAGUUAUAUACGAUGUGGGAGAGCAAAUUGCCGUUCCUCGCAGCGAUGAGUGGACUCGAUUUGGUCGAACGCUGGCAGAAAUAAAUGCCAACAGAGCUGAUGCAGAAGAGGAAGCUGCAACCCGCAUACCAGCAUAGACCGUUAAAGAUGGGCAGCAGUGGUAGACUUGUGAAUUAUUUGAUGCAAAUCUUAAAAGUGUAAGCAUGUGUCAAUUCAAGUAAUAGUUUAAGGCAGGAACAGGUGGAUUCAACUAUGGACUUUGAAAAUGUGUUAAGAUCACUGAAAUUCAGAUCUUACAUUGUCACUUUUUAUAUAUAAAUUACAAGCACAUUCUUGGAUUUGUGUAACUUUUAAUACAGUUAACUUUUGACUUUGCAAGGAACUUCUUUUGCUGAAACACUAACCUGGUGUAAAUUUGCUGUUAGGCUAAUGAAAUUUCCACUUUGUAACGGUAUAUUUCUGAAAAUUAGAAAUUCUGUUUCUAAACUAAACUUUCUAUAUUACACAGACUAACCCUAAUGAGGUAUUAAAUUUGUGAAGGGUUCUUUAAUUCAAACUGCCUAUGGAUAUGCAUGCAUAUAUUCCAAGUAAAUUUAAUUGCUUAUAGAUAACCCUCAGACUCUGGUAGCUAGUAAUAGAAGUGAAUAAAAAUUUGUCUGUAGUUACAAGUCUAUUUGAUAAUUGGACCUGAAUUAAUGAAAUACAUAUUUAAUACUAAGUUCUUUUGUUCAAACUGGUGCAUUAAAGGGUGAGACUGAUUAAUAAAUAAAUAUUAUAUGAGCACUUGU
Messenger RNA from Anas platyrhynchos (mallard), 2711 nucleotides. It is a transcript of the gene DYNC1I2, whose product is annotated as dynein cytoplasmic 1 intermediate chain 2. Gene Ontology annotation, molecular function: dynein light chain binding; dynein heavy chain binding. Gene Ontology annotation, biological process: transport along microtubule. The record is from RefSeq and is a predicted model, not a curated record. NCBI's taxonomy places the organism in Eukaryota, Metazoa, Chordata, Aves, Anseriformes, Anatidae. Gene Ontology annotation, cellular component: cytoplasmic dynein complex.